Argiope bruennichi is the source of this 1537-nucleotide messenger RNA. RefSeq lists its product as uncharacterized. The record is from RefSeq and is a predicted model, not a curated record. The transcript is spliced from 7 exons. Gene Ontology annotation, molecular function: protein binding. Lineage: Eukaryota; Metazoa; Arthropoda; Arachnida; Araneae; Araneidae. The coding region runs from base 157 to 1503 and encodes 448 amino acids.
UUUUAGCAGUACUUCAACAUCACUUUCGGUUUCAAAGUUAACUUCCGGUUUCAAACCCAUGCAAUAAUAUUAGCUUUACGCAUGUGCUUGUAUUAUGCGGGGAUGAACAGAUAUUGUUUACAUUCUGUAUAAGCAGUGAAAUUCAAAAUAGUUGUGAUGUCGAUUUGCAGAUUGCCAGCUGAAGUUUUAGAAGUGAUAUUUCAAAAUUUAGAUGGCUGGUCAUUUUCAAGAGCCAAAGAAGUUUGCAAAUGCUGGUGCGAUGUUAUCAAAACAAUGCAAAAGAAUCAAAGACUUUGGCAAAAAUUUUGUGUUCUGGAGAUACCAGAAGGAGUUAUUGAAGAUGUUUUAUCUUUCAAGAGUAUACCGUUUGGAAACUUGAUUAUGGAUUGGUCAGCUCUUUACAAAAAAUGGUAUAGAGGAAGAAUGAUUAAAGGGAAACACUUUCAUAUUAAAAAUAUUCAAUAUCGUUUGAAUCCUGUGAUAUGCAUGAAAAUUUCAGGUUCCUGGAUUAUUGCAGGCCACAGUAAUGGUUUUCUUUCUGUAUGGAAUCUGCAUACUGGGGAAUUGUCUCAGAAAAGACGGUGUCAUUUGAAAAUGGUUACUGAUAUGGCUUUAGUUGAUCUAUUAAAUCUAGGUUCUUAUUAUGGAUCAGAGAAUUUACCUUGGGCUCAUCAUCACAUCAUUACUGUAUCUAAAGACACAUGCAUCAGAAUAAUGUCUUUAUUAGAGCAUAUAGGUAGUUCCGAGUCUGAAAUAGUUUUGAACAAACAUGGUGAUGUCAUAUAUUCUGUAAGGAUUUUUGGAAAACAGUUUGUGGUGGGGAGUCGUGAUAACACCGUGACUUUGUGGCAUUUAGAAUUAAAGAGGAAUCCUGUUCUUCAUUUGGAAGUUACAUUAUUGCAGACUAUAAUAGGUCCAGCAGAUAUGUUACUGGGAUUGGGUUUCUGGUACAAUACGAUUUAUUGUAUUUCUCAAGCAGAUAGAUUAAGAAUCCAUGAUUUUGAAAGAGAUAAAUGGGUUGAACAACGUUAUUUCAAGUCACGUUUAUCGAAAGGGAUUGAGGAGGUCAAAGGUUUAUUCAAUUGGCCUGUCAUUACAUCAUAUUUUGCAUUUCGUGAUCAAAUCAUAAUUAUGUUCACUGCAAGUGGGAAAAUGGUAAUCUCCAUUAAUGAAAACAACUAUAAGGUGUAUACCCUGAUGAACACAUUAGAAAGCCUAGUAGUUGGUGUAGCAUUGCAAGGUACAAUUUUAGCACUUGGAGGGGAAAAUGGAAGACUUUAUUUAUAUUAUGUCCCUGAUAGCAAAUCACUCUUAGAACUUGAUUUAAGAAAUCCAACUUUUCAAUAUACUCUUAGUGAAGCAUCAAUUGUGUCGGUUGACAUCCUUUAUGACUAUGAUUCACCAACAGUUGUGGCAUCUACAAAUGAAAGUUUGUAUGUAAUUAAAUGGUAUAAAAACAGUGCAACUAAAUCAAAUGAAUCACAAAUGCAUUUAUGUUCAUAAUAAAAAAUGUAUUAUAUUGUAUGAUAAAUAUUUU